UGCUCUAAUUAUCUGUUUCUGUGUUCCUUGGUGUUUGAUAAGGAAGACCUGACAUGAUCUCCCAACAUUUAUCAUGUGUACAAACAACAAAUUGCCAGAAAAUGUCUUGGGGUUCUCAAAUUUGAAGCUGGACUUGGGUAUUAUACAGAUUUACACAUUGUAUAUCCUCUACUUAUUUUAUGAAAGUCCUUUGUCUUCUAGUUGGAAAGGAUUAUUAGGCCUCUAGAAGGCUAGGUGCUAUUACUCCAAAAGUGAAAAAAGAACUUUCAUUUAAUAACUCGAGUGGGAGUGGGGGUUUCAGGUGAUGAGUUUUGUCUUGUUUUCCCACUUAACAGCAGUUAGCAGUUCCUACUAUACAUUUUAAGCUGAGCUGAAAGUGAAAGCCUUGGACUGACUGAGUUUAUCAUGCAAAAGAUGUCACCUUUGCCUUUCUUUAAGGACAGUCAUUUAUUGGUUGACUGACACAAAUGUAGCAAGAGGCUCCGUGGUUCUGAAAAAGAGACUUCUUUGGACUCAAAGCAACUCUGUGCAGGAGUACUUGCGGGCAUAUUUCUUCAUUCUCUCUACUGCCUGGACCCACUGAGAGUUCCUUCGUUUUACUACAAGGAUGCAAAAAUGAAGUAUUUGAGGUGUGAGAGUAUGAGAGGAGCAAAGGAUGACACCUAGUUUUGGCCUAAGCAAUAGAAGAGGCCAUUAAGAGGGGUGAAGCUAACUGCAGGAGCAGUCUGAGGAGGACUGAGGCAUGGAGGCAGAGAGUUGGAGCUUGGUGUUGGUUUGAAGUGUGUUUGUCUUUUGUGUGACUCUUCAAACUUUACCUGCCAAACAGAAGGAGCAUGUUGGGCUUCUGUUAUGUUAACCAAUGGAAAGGAGCAGGUGAUCAAGUCCUGUGUCUCUCUCCCAGAAUUAAAUGCACAAGUCUUCUGUCAUAGUUCCAACAAUGUUACCAAAACGGAAUGCUGCUUCACAGAUUUUUGCAACAACAUAACACUGCACCUUCCAACAGCAUCACCAAAUGCCCCAAAGCUUGGACCCAUGGAGCUGACCAUUAUUAUUACCGUGCCAGUUUUCCUCCUGUCCAUAGCUUCAGUGCUGACAGUAUGGGCGUGCCAAGGUCGACAGUGCACCUACAGAAAGAAAAAGAGACCGAAUGUGGAGGAGCCCCUCUCUGAAUGCAAUCUGGUAAAUGCUGGGAAAACUCUAAAAGAUCUGAUUUACGAUGUGACUGCCUCUGGAUCUGGCUCUGGUCUGCCUCUGUUGGUUCAAAGAACAAUUGCAAGGACGAUUGUACUUCAGGAAAUAGUAGGAAAAGGUAGAUUUGGUGAGGUCUGGCAUGGAAGAUGGUGUGGGGAAGAUGUGGCUGUGAAAAUAUUCUCCUCCAGAGAUGAAAGAUCAUGGUUUCGAGAGGCAGAAAUUUAUCAGACAGUUAUGCUGAGACAUGAAAACAUCCUUGGUUUCAUUGCUGCUGACAACAAAGAUAAUGGAACCUGGACUCAGCUUUGGCUUGUCUCUGAAUAUCACGAACAGGGUUCCUUAUAUGACUAUUUGAAUAGAAACAUAGUGACAGUGGCUGGAAUGAUCAAGCUGGCACUAUCAAUAGCUAGCGGUCUGGCCCACCUUCAUAUGGAGAUUGUUGGUACACAAGGUAAACCUGCUAUUGCUCAUCGAGAUAUAAAAUCAAAGAAUAUCUUAGUGAAAAAAUGUGAAACUUGUGCCAUAGCAGACUUAGGGUUGGCUGUGAAGCAUGAUUCAAUACUGAACACUAUUGACAUACCUCAGAACCCUAAAGUAGGAACCAAAAGUGGCCCAGGACAACCUGUAAAUUUGAUGUAUAUGGCCCCUGAAAUGCUUGAUGAUACAAUAAAUGUGAAUAUCUUCGAGUCCUUCAAACGAGCUGACAUCUAUUCUGUUGGUCUGGUUUACUGGGAAAUAGCCCGGAGGUGUUCAGUUGGAGGAAUUGUUGAGGAGUACCAGUUGCCUUAUUAUGACAUGGUGCCUUCAGAUCCCUCGGUAGAAGAAAUGAGGAAGGUUGUUUGUGACCAGAAGUUCCGACCAAGUAUUCCAAACCAGUGGCAAAGCUGUGAAGCACUCCGAGUCAUGGGGAGAAUAAUGCGUGAGUGCUGGUAUGCCAAUGGGGCAGCACGACUAACUGCUCUUCGGAUUAAGAAGACUAUAUCUCAACUUUGUGUCAAAGAAGACUGCAAAGCCUGAUGAUGAAAAUCAUGUUAAAAAGAAAUAAUCACACAGCUUUCUUUCUCA
Molecule: messenger RNA, 2256 nt
Organism: Bubalus bubalis (water buffalo)
Lineage: Eukaryota; Metazoa; Chordata; Mammalia; Artiodactyla; Bovidae
Gene: ACVR1C
Product: activin A receptor type 1C
Exons: 10
Coding region: 850-2208 (452 amino acids)
Biological process (GO): protein phosphorylation; cellular response to growth factor stimulus; activin receptor signaling pathway
Cellular component (GO): activin receptor complex; plasma membrane
Molecular function (GO): ATP binding; activin receptor activity, type I
Source: RefSeq, a predicted model, not a curated record